AUGGAAGAAGAUUGUGGUGCAUUUUGUAGCAGACUGUGUUGUUCUGUCAUGCUGCUGCCAGUGUGCCUUGUGUUACAAGUCACUUGGUUUGUGUUCUUCAAGAUCCCUCCUCUUAAACUUGUCCAGAAGAUGAAGCAGUUUGCGAAGAGAAGAUGUGGAAGCACCUUAAAACCAGCAAUGGAGGAGGAUGUCAGUUAA
Messenger RNA from Eruca vesicaria subsp. sativa (arugula), 198 nucleotides. NCBI's taxonomy places the organism in Eukaryota, Viridiplantae, Streptophyta, Magnoliopsida, Brassicales, Brassicaceae. The record is from the annotation of a GenBank genome assembly.